AGUGCGCUGUGUGCCUCGAGUGCUUGCACGUGCUUAAACCCCUGGGCCGAAAGGAGGGUUUCCCUGUGCACAGGAAUAGAGACACACGUGAAAUAACUUCAGCCAGAGUGCGAGCCGGGAGCCUAGCUCUCCGUUAGAGUCUGGCAUGUGGGCUUUGAGGUGUUCCCAAGGUACGGGGUGUAUGGGACUGGGCACUGGUAGAGAGCACUUUUCAGCAAGGAUGUACCUGGGGAGCGUAAUUCAGACCUGAGGCAUUAAACCUGGCUGGCCAACUGUCCUUUCUUCCCACUCUUCUGUAGAGUAGCCAGGGUUUUCACAAGCUUUCCAUCUGUCUAGGUUGAACCAUCCCAACGUAGUGAGAGCCUGCGAAGUUCCUGAGGAAAUGAACUUCCUUGUGAACGAUGUGCCUCUUCUGGCAAUGGAGUAUUGCUCGGGGGGUGACCUCCGGAAGCUGCUAAACAAACCGGAAAACUGCUGUGGACUUAAGGAAAGCCAAAUACUUUCUCUUCUUAGUGACAUUGGGUCUGGUAUCCAGUAUUUGCACGAAAACAGAAUUAUACACAGAGAUUUAAAGCCUGAAAAUAUUGUUCUUCAGGAUGAAGGUGGGAAGAUCAUUCACAAAAUAAUUGACCUGGGUUACGCCAAGGAUUUGGAUCAAGGAAGCUUGUGCACUUCAUUUGUUGGAACACUGCAAUAUUUGGCUCCCGAACUCUUCGAGAAUAAAUCCUAUUCUGUCACUGUUGAUUACUGGAGCUUUGGAACGAUGGUGUUUGAAUGCAUUGCAGGAUUUCGGCCUUUCCUGCACAAUCUCCAGCCAUUUACCUGGCAUGAAAAAAUCAAGAAGAAGGAUCCAAAACACAUAUUUGCUUCUGAAGAGAUGAGCGGGGAGGUUCGCUUCAGUACUCAUUUGCCACAGCCUCACAGCAUCUGUAGUUUAAUUGUAGAACCGAUGGAAAGUUGGUUGCAACUGAUGCUGAAUUGGGACCCAGAACAGAGGGGUGGAGGUUUAGAUCCUGAAACCAAUUGUCCAAAGUGCUUCCUAAUUAUGGAUCACAUACUGAAUUUGAAGAUAGUGCACAUCCUAAAUAUGACCUCUGCCAAGAUUGUUUCAUUUCUCUUGCAUCCUGAGGAAAGUCUUCAUUCCCUUCAGAUUCGAAUUGAGUUUGAAACUGGAAUAAGCACUGGAAAUCAGGAACUACUCUUGGAAACAGGAAUUUGCCUAGACCCCCGGAAACCUGCUUCCCAGUGUGUUAUUGAUGGCGUAAGGGGCUGGGAUAGCUAUAUGGUCUACUUGUUUGAUAAAAGCAAAACUGUCUAUGAUGGACCCUUUGCUUCUCGGAGUCUGUCUGAAUGUGUAAAUUAUAUUGUACAGGAUAGUAAAAUCCAACUACCAAUUCCUCAGCUCCGCAAGGUAUGGGCAGAAGCAGUUCACUACGUCAUUGGGCUAAAAGAAGAUUACAGCAGGCUUUUCCAGGGCCAGAGAGCUGCCAUGCUGAGUCUCCUUCGGUAUAAUGCCAACCUAAUCAAAAUGAAAAACAAUAUGGUAUCAGCAUCUCAGCAACUGAAAGCAAAGCUGGAAUUCUUUCACCAGAGCAUUCGCCUUGACCUGGAGAGAUACAGCGACCAGAUGGCUUAUGGCAUAUCUUCAGAAAAGAUGCUGAAAGCAUGGAAGGAGAUGGAAGAGAAGGCCUCUCAGUGUGCCCAGGCUGAAGAUAUUGGAUAUCUGGAUGAACAGAUCAUGGCUCUGCACACAGAGAUUGUGGAGCUUCAGAAGAGUCCAUAUGCAAGGCGCCAAGGAGAAGUCAUGGAGAGCUUGGAACAGAAAGCCAUAGACCUGUACAAGCAAUUAAAAACAAGACCUCCAGAUCAUGCCUACAGUGACAGCACAGACAUGGUAAAGAUUAUUGUGCAGACAGUUCAGAGCCAAGACCGAGUUCUGAAGGAGCUCUUUGGCCAUCUCAGCAAGCUCUUGGGCUGUAAGCAGAAGAUUAUUGACUUGCUUCCAAAGAUUGAAGUGGCUCUAAAUAACAUCAAAGAAGCUGAUAACUCAGUGAUGCAGAUGCAGGGCAAAAGACAAAGGGAGAUAUGGCAUUUGCUGAAAAUUGCUUGCACUCAAAGCUCUUCUCGUUCACUGGUAAGCUCCAGCCUAGAAGGGACAGCUUCAACUCCAGCAGCCACGUGGGCUCCUCAGGGCUCCUCAGAAUAUGCACCUCACCCUCUUUCAUCUAUGGCAACUCCUGGAGAUGGGGAAAACUUUGUUGACGUGAUAGAGGAGAACUUGAAUUAUCUUGAUCGCUUUAGCAGUAUGUUGCAGGAGGCAAGAGAAGAGCAGAACUGCUUGACGAACUUCGACUGGAGCUGGCUGAAGUAGUCCCAGGAGCUGUGCUGCUUCCUGCCUGUGUGCAGACAGCUGGCCGCAGCCCCACGCCACGUGCCCCAUCGCCUCUUGGUUUGCCCAUAUGGAUUGCCCAGGCCGUGGGGCCAGCAGCAGAUGUACGAAACUGGCACUAAUUUUUACAGACCGUGGCCUCCUUGUGCCUUCAACACAGCGAGCGUUCUGUACGGCAGGGACGCGGCACGCCCUGCAUCGCCCUGAGGAAGCAGCCACCCUCAAGGCAGCACCCUUGCCCGGGGCUGGGCCUGCAGUUGAGGAGAGGACGCGGGCCCCGCAGCAGAGAGCGAGGGGAGGCUGGGGCUGGUAGCCGCGGGGCCCAGCGGAGCGUUUGUAACGUAUCGACGGGUGUGCGCGUGUAUUUUAAGCAGAUUUUAUCGUUAAUAAACGCGGUUCGUAGGCUG
Molecule: messenger RNA, 2796 nt
Organism: Meleagris gallopavo (turkey)
Lineage: Eukaryota; Metazoa; Chordata; Aves; Galliformes; Phasianidae
Source: RefSeq, a predicted model, not a curated record